AUGACAGCCAAUAAUCAAAAUCCUUUUUAUGUCUCGCAACAAACUGCUCCUAGGAAUCGAUUCGUCCAACAACUACAACAACAAGCAACACCAAACACGGAAACAACGGAAAAACAACAAGAAUUUGAUAAUUUAUUAAUCCUUAAGAAAACUUCUCAAAAUUUAUCAAAUUAUUUUGAUCAAUUGGCCAAUAAUAUUGAAGAAUUAAGUAAUGGUUGUGAAGCUGUUGCUACGGUACUUCGUAAUUGGCAAACCGUUUUUAGAUCAGUAUUAUUACCAGAAACUCAAAUGAAAGGGAAAGGUUCAGGCGUGACCGAACAAACCAUUUCAAAUACGACGAAUAAUAAUGAUUUUAAUUCCGAUUCAUCCGAGGCUAUUAACGUUCCAGAGCCUCAAAUGCCUGUUGUUGUACGUAUUCCUAUGAAAGACGCUGAUGAAGAUAAUCUAUAUCUAAGUAGAAUAUCUGAAGCAACAGCACAAAGAGGUGUGGUUAGAGCUACUCUUAAAGAAGCAAAAAAAACCGGACCUAAAGACUAUACUAAAAUUUUGAAGACUAUUGAUGAUUAUUUACCAUAUUUAUUCGGUAUAAUCGAUUGCCUUGAAGGUGGUCAACUGAAAUUAAAAAAGGAGAUAGAGACUUCGUGGAGUUGUACAUUAAGUGAUUCAGUAUUGAAAAAGAAACCCCGUGUAUUAUGCAAAGGAAUCUAUUAUGAAUUAAUUUUUGUAUUAUUAACUUAUGGAUAUGCUUAUGCUGAUUGGGCUACUAGUAUUAUAGAAAGACAAGGACCAAAUGAUAAAAAUGAUUUAAGAUUAAGACAGGCAGCAGAUCUAUUACGUAAAGCAGGAGGAAUAUUUGCAUAUAUUGGAGAAGAAGUUUGUCCCAAAUGGGAUAAUGAGUCAGUGUCAAAACCAUAUGAUGUGGUAAUGGAAAUACCCACAUCCAUGUCAAAGAUCGCACUUGCUGAUGCAAAUUCAAUUGCAAUACGUAAAGCAUUAAUGCAACAAACCUCUUCUUCGUUGCUUGCAAAACUGGCGUUUGGAGUAUCAGGACACUAUGAAAUGGCGAAUGGAUUAAUAAAAAGUUUGAAAGAUCCUUCAAAAGUCUGUAGCGAUUUUAGAAAAUAUGUUUCCCACGGUACUUUAUUUCAUCAAGCAUUAGGAAAGAAAUUUCUUGCUCAAGAUGCUUAUGUACAUCAGCAAUGUGGAAAAGCCGUAGGAUUCAUUACAGAAGCAAAAGAUGCUUUUCAUCUUUUAACAAGAUCAAAAUUGAUAACCAUUGCUUUACAUGCUACUCAAGAAUAUGAAGAAGUUAAAAAUCUGCACACGAGUUAUGUUAAUUACAAUAAUACAGUGGCAUAUGAAGAGGUUCCAACAAAAGCCGAUUUACAAGCUUUAAUUCCUGGUGGUAGGGUAUUACAAGAAUUUACGAAAUAUGAACCACCUUUACCUUUAUUCGGUCCUGGUAAUAAAAAGAUUACCAAACAACCCUUCUCUAGGGACCUAUUAGCCGGUCAAUAUUACUAA
This is a messenger RNA of Funneliformis caledonium, 1524 nucleotides long. The record is from the annotation of a GenBank genome assembly. Lineage: Eukaryota; Fungi; Glomeromycota; Glomeromycetes; Glomerales; Glomeraceae.